Molecule: messenger RNA, 1770 nt
Organism: Eublepharis macularius
Lineage: Eukaryota; Metazoa; Chordata; Lepidosauria; Squamata; Eublepharidae
Gene: GABRG3
Product: gamma-aminobutyric acid type A receptor subunit gamma3
Exons: 10
Coding region: 1-1770 (589 amino acids)
Biological process (GO): chloride transport; nervous system process; monoatomic ion transmembrane transport
Cellular component (GO): GABA-A receptor complex; dendrite membrane; postsynapse
Molecular function (GO): transmitter-gated monoatomic ion channel activity involved in regulation of postsynaptic membrane potential; inhibitory extracellular ligand-gated monoatomic ion channel activity; GABA-A receptor activity
Source: RefSeq, a predicted model, not a curated record
AUGGCAACUCCGGCUCCCGUUUGCAGUUCCGUGGCUGGGUCUGCUCUGGAGGUGACUCCGCAGCCUCGGCUCUUCCUCACCUUCCUGCUUGGUAGAAAGUUUUUCUCGGGACCUGGCGCGGUAGGGAAGGAGGCGAGUGUUGCUCGCAAGCCCGGCUUCAGCCACCUGCGUUUCUCGCCUGAAAGAGGCCGCUUAGGGAUAAGUGGGGCCGACUCACUGUGUGUCCCCGCGGGAAAAGACGCCUUUCCUAGCCAUGGAGUGACGUGUACUCGAGGGUGGCUGGGUGAGGGGCUGGACCCAGGAUCUGAGGUGAGGGCUGGGAAGCCAAAGGACGACCUGGCUGUCCCGGAUGAGACUAACAAACCAGUCAGAGAAGAGACUGCGGGAAGGAAAGUGUACUCUGGUUUUAUUUAUGUAUCACUGGCAUAUGAUUUUUUUUUUAAUUGCAGUUCAAGAAAGAUUGAAGAGGAUGACUUUGAAGAUGUCACAACAAACCAAAAAUGGGUGAUGUCUCCAAAAGCACACGACACUGAUGUGACGCAGUUGUUAAACCAAUUGCUGAGUGAAUAUGAUAAAAAGCUACGUCCAGACAUUGGAAUGAAACCAACUGUCAUCGAUGUUGACAUUUACGUGAACAGCAUUGGCCCAGUGUCAUCAAUCAAUAUGGAAUAUCAAAUUGAUAUAUUUUUUGCUCAGACAUGGACUGACAGCCGCCUUCGUUUUAACAGCACUAUGAAAAGAAGUCUCACCCUCAACAGCAAUAUGGUUGGGUUAAUUUGGAUCCCAGAUACUAUCUUCAGGAAUUCUAAAACUGCAGAAGCUCAUUGGAUUACUACACCAAAUCAGCUCCUGAGAAUAUGGAAUGAUGGGAAGAUCUUAUAUACUUUGAGGCUUACCAUCAAUGCUGAAUGCCAACUGCAAUUACAUAAUUUCCCAAUGGAUAAGCAUUCAUGCCCACUGGUAUUCUCCAGCUAUGGCUAUCCUCGAGAAGAAAUGAUGUACAGAUGGAGAAAAAACUCAGUAGAGGCUGCAGAUCAGAAAUCUUGGAGACUUUAUCAGUUUGACUUCAUGGGUCUCAGAAACACAUCUGAAAUUGUGGAAACAUCAGCAGGUGACUAUGUAGUCAUGACUAUAUACUUCGAUUUAAGUAGAAGAAUGGGAUACUUCACUAUUCAAACAUACAUUCCCUGUAUAUUAACAGUUGUCCUAUCCUGGGUGUCCUUUUGGAUUAAAAAAGAUGCCACACCAGCAAGAACAGCCCUAGGUAUCACCACUGUAUUAACCAUGACAACUCUCAGCACCAUUGCAAGAAAUUCCUUACCCCGAGUUUCCUAUGUCACUGCCAUGGAUCUGUUUGUGACCGUGUGCUUCUUAUUUGUCUUUGCUGCUCUGAUGGAGUAUGCAACCCUCAACUACUAUUCAAGCUGCAAGAAGCCACACUGUACAAAGAAGAAAAAGUCGCUACCUGAUGUUAGUUUUGGUCACAUGAUGAACUAUUCUGUACUUGAGAUGAGACCUCCUCCUACAGUCAUUGCAUUGAAUAAUGCCAUGUACUGGCAAGAAUUUGAAGACAAUUGUAUCUAUGAAUGUCUGGAUGGGAAGGACUGUCAGAGCUUUUUCUGCUGUUAUGAAGAAUGUAAAUCAGGAUCAUGGAGGAAAGGUCGGAUACACAUAGACAUCUUAGAACUAGACUCUUAUUCAAGGGUCUUUUUCCCUACAUCAUUCCUGCUAUUCAACUUGGUAUACUGGGUUGGAUACCUCUAUCUUUAG